AUGUUAGAGCAACUCCUGUGUUUGUUUUCCAUUACCAGAUCAAUACUAACAAUUACCGUAGAAAUUGACGGUAGAAUCGACUUAGGACCAAAUUGGAACUAUGAGUAUCGCGUAGCAAACGCCUAUAAAGAGAUACCCUACCACCCUUUCCUACGAACACAAAGGACAGAAAACCCACAAGUGAUACAUAAAUUUGUUGCAAAUUUUAAUAAUACUGAUAUACUUGAAAUUAAUAGGAAGGAUAAUGAAACAAAUAAUGUUCAUAAUACUAACAAAACAGUUAAAAGCGAUGAAACAAGAAAAGAGAAAAGUAAGUCAACAAAGGAGAGUUUAGAUCAUGAUAAAAUAGAUCUUAACGCUUUAACUACUAGAAAGGCAAAAAAGAAAGUAAAAAAUAUUGAAAACAGCGAAGCAAAAGCACGUAAAGUAAAAGAGGAUGCAAAGAUAAGAGACUUCAUAUUACACAUCAAUAAACAGACACUCAAAGUAUUUGAUGAUAUCAAGAAAAAAACCGGUGAUAGAAAGCUGAAACGUCAAAUAGCGACACUAAAACGCAGUUUCGAAGAUAAAUUCAGUAAUUAUUUGAAACAGACGUACAAUCACACGUUAAAAACGAAUUUAGGGAGACAGAAGAUAAUUAUAAACACCAUCGACACGUCCAAUAAGCUGUUGCAUAGAUUGAUUAAUAAUCUAUACCAAGACGUAGAUAAAGGCUUAUUACGAAGCGAUGUAAAUGCAGUGAAUGCAUUCCAGAAGGAAAUAGAUAGAGAAAAAGACCUAGAGAAUAUUCACGCAUGCAAGAAACUAGGUGUUUGUAGGCUGAACGGUGAAUUUAGCGACUUUUUAGUAGAAAUACUACUUUUAGUGCUUCAAACCGACGAUGGUAAAGUCAAACAGGCGGCUGAUGCGUUAACUGAAGUACUGAAAACCGAAGAUUUCGACAACAUCCUUAACUACGACCUGCAAGUGCAGCUAAAGCGACAAAUAAAUUUGGUGGAGAACUUCGACGCUUUCAUGACGAGAGCCAUGUUUCUGACCCUUAAGAAUUUGAUAAAGAAUAAAAAUAGGCCGAUUGUUGUAAUGAAUUCGCUUGACAGCUAUUUGGCGAACAAGACUGUGGCGUUCCAAGAUAUUCUCAAUAUGUUAGACGAGAAGUUGCAGAAGGCAGACAAUGAAAAAGUAUGGAACGAGAUAAAAGAAGAUGUAAUUAAAUGGAAUGAGGGUAGGUACAAUAACGCGUUAGCUAUUGUGCAGACUUUGAUAAAACACAUAAAGACAAAGUUUUUGGACAAAAUGGAUUUGGACGCGAAGAAGAGGUUGAAUAAGUCGAUGGAGAUCUUAUUGUCUCAUAUUAAAUAA
Leptosia nina is the source of this 1359-nucleotide messenger RNA. Lineage: Eukaryota; Metazoa; Arthropoda; Insecta; Lepidoptera; Pieridae. The record is from the annotation of a GenBank genome assembly.